CCAUUGCCUUUCAUAACAUUUUACUUCUUUUCAAUCUUAUCAAAGAAUAGUACUUUUAUGAUAUUUUGGGAAUGCCUCAGGAAAGUAAACCACUCUCUCACGUUAAAAACGUCACCCUAGUUCAUGUUCAAACAAACACACAACAGAUCAUAACAACACACAGACAGAUCCUGUCAUCUAUGAAAUACACGUCUAUUUCUCUCUCCGGAAGAUCAUUGCGAAUGUCUACCUCAAUGGUCUCAUCCAUGGCUAUUCUUCGGACAUAAGACAUGCCCGAUGUGCCUACACUUGGGCUCUCGCCCAUAUCAUCCCCUCCCCAGGAAGAUGGGCCCCCAGAAACUAGAGAGGAGGGUGAAUUGGCCAGCGACGACGAAGACGAAGACCAGGAGCAACCCAAUCAUAACAAUCAAGGCCGACCUCGGGCCAAUUACCCGUCAGAAUAUUUACGUAGAGAUUCAAAAAUGGUGCCUCAACCCCCGUCCGAGUUGGUGGAUCUCAAUGUACCGGAGCUUUUGUAUUUGUGGUAUGUGUCUGAAGGUGUUCGUGAUGUUCUGGGCAGCCAGCAAUGGUUGAAGAAGAUCAGAACGGGCAAAUACCCCGCGUUCUGCAUGUUUGACCACGACUUCUGUACUCAUUUCACGAGCAUGGAGAAAUUAAAUAGACACUGGCUGAAGAACCCCACCCAUAAAUGUGACAUCUCGGGUCUUCUGCAAAGAGGGCGAAAGCUGGCCGAGCAAGAUGCAACAGGCCACGCCUUCCCCAAGGGUCAAUCUCGGUCCCCGCUCAAACGGAGCGAGUCCAAUAACCACAAGCCUAGGACUUUCAGCGAACCGUGUGAGACUUUGACCACCUCCGAAUUGGCCAUGUUGAACACAUGUUUGUGCCGACAUUGCGGGGCUCUCUUCGAUUCACAUGAGAAAUUGCGGGAACAUCGAGAUCUGGCUCAAAAGCAAGGCGGGAGUUGCCCCAAAUUAGCCACCAGGAACAGCAACCCUGCAGUCCGAACUUGUUUCCGUUGUAAGCAAUCGAUGAGCCCGGAGGAACAUACGCAACACAAAUCAGACUUGUUACGUAAUUGUCCCCGGUUUCGGCAUGGACCCAGAACACCAUCGCCUUCGAUAAUCCGAGAGAGCCCAGCAGCUGCAUUUUCUCCGGUCUCGUGCAUCAGUGAGGCAGAAAUCGAAGCCAACUCAGCCAUUCAAGAGCCCAAUGUAUCGUCUUCAAGAAUUCGAGAAUCGCCAAGUUCGCAUUCGUCGAGUUCUUCCCCACCAACCAAUCCAUUGAACAGUCCCGGGACCGCCCAUUUUCCUCCUUCUUCUGUCUCAGUGCCAAGUCAAGACUCGAUUCGAGAAGACGGUCGGGCGUCUUCUUCAAGGAUCGCCUUAGUCAGUGGGGAUAUUGGGGUUUCUACUCCGAGUACCAUCCCUCUCCCUGUUCCUGCUCCUGUUCCUGCUCCUGUUCCUGCUCCUUUUUCUAUUUCUGCUCCUGUUCCUGUUUCUACUUCUGCUCCUAUUCCAUCUCCUGUUCCCUCUCUCAUGCAUUUUCACCAAAACAUUCCCCCCUAUCCCAAUCAAGUGCUGGAAAUUCAAAACCGAAUCACCAACCCCUUGAACGAGGUGGAUAAUAUGGGACGUUUCAACGUGUACGAAAGUCCUCCUCGAAUCGAGGCGGAGAGUCAAGUGGAUAGAGUAACCGAGUUGGACGGACAAGCAAGUUUGCAAAGGUUGAAACGCCCACUUGAUAUCCCUGUUCCUCCCAAAUGUGAUUCGUUUCUGUCCCAGAGCCUGGAGAAGGCUCACAACAGCAGGAUUAUUGCCUCGCUCAAGAACGAGGCGAAGCGAUUAAAAGCAUCGGAAGGACCUAUGGCGUCAAGGGAUCCCCGUCGACCCCUUAUUCAACAGCCUCCUUAUCCCUCGCCACCGGCUGUGUCUGGAUCUCAACCAAGCCGGCGUUAUUCCUUCGAUGCUAUCCCUUCCAUUGGAACCACCAGGAGAACCUCAGGGGAAACGGCCUCACCCAUCUUGGAACCUUCUCAAUUGAGCAAGUUUAAUAUGGCCAUGCCGAAUCCUCUGAUUUCUCCCAUAGGCCAAAAUAACGAUAUUGAUCGAGAUUGGCAGGCAUUUCAAUCUAAACAGCUUGAAAACCUCAAGGAACCGACCAAAUCUCUUUGUCAUCGAGAUCCAAGGUUGGUUGCCAAAGCAAACACGAAGGAAUCUCCAACUCUCAUUCAACGACCUGUGGUCGAUCUACCUUCCCCAUCUGAACUCUUUAACGUCGCAACCAAACCCCAAAGUGCACCUCAACAGCCUCUACCAUCUUUGGUGAAUAAAUACAAAGUUGGUCGCGUCAAGCGGAUUGUGCCGCCAACAGAGACGAACCGUACCCAGGAGGCUCCAUCGAAAUCUGCUACGUCAUCCACUCCGGUGGCCCACGCGGGAUCGAUAAAGGAUUCAACGCCCAGAUCAUCUUAUGCACUACCAGCACCCGUAAAGAAAAGCCCCGAGAAACUUAGUGUAGUGUCUACCACGCAUGUCAAGCCUCAACGUCCAAAAGUACCUGAAUCUCCAACGCUUGUUCGGCCUUCUCAAACCCCAAAGUUAGGCCAUAGCUGCUCAUUUGAGGAUGCCUUGGCCAUGCCGGAUAUAAAAAAAUCCUUGGUCAAAAAGCCGUUGCAAUCCUCCAAAGAUGUGAAGGCGAAGAAUUCAAAAGAUCAUCAAAAUACUACCUCGCAAAGUUUGACUAAAAAGCCCAUCAGAAAAGUCUCCAGAGCCAUGGAGGGAGCUAAUGAAGGAGCAGUUGCCAACGCGGAAAAAAAUUUGGAAUCGGUGGUCAAGAAAAAAGAAAAUGUAAAAGUGAUUCGCCUACGGAAGGAAACGAAGCCCUCUGAUACCCUUUCCAAGUCCGACUUUCCCAUUUCCAACCCUCCGGAUGAGUUAUCAACCGUCGCAAAGAAAGUUUUACGUGAACCCAAAGAUAAGAAAACUAAAAGCAAGUCGUCCUCGAAGUUGACAAGAAAAGUGUCUAAAUUGACUCAGCUCAAUGAAAGCAUGCCCGUGGAACCGCCAAUUAUUGGCAAUCGCGGGCAAGAGCAACUAAAUGUUCCGCUUCGAAGUAGUACGGAUCCUAAAACGGCUACAUCUUGCUCGGAGUCUCAAGAUGAUACCAUAUUAAAUAGGACUCCGCCCAAUGACGUUGAAAAAAGUAUGGAAACAUCAACGGAGAGUGAUAAAAUAUCAGGUGCUCCCAUCGGAGAGGUCAACCCAUACUCGGAUCGUGAAAGCAUUCAUGGAGGAACGACCUCCAAAGAUGGCCAGACAGUGGAGUUAGAUUCCGAAAACAACAUCCAAGAAGAUCCCACAAUAUCAAAUGCUAUUGAGUCAGAUGCCAAUCCUCUCGCCACCAGUAGUGCCAACCAGUCAACUAAAUGCAUCAAUGAAGAUAUGGAGCCUUUUCAAAGUCCGAGGAAAAAUGCAAGUCCAAUCAGUUCAGUUCCUUGCGAAACAGAAAGUGAAUCUCUUCCUGAGAACGAAGAAUCUUACAAUAAUACGGGUCUCCAAGCUGAUAAGGAGACAGCUGAAGAAGUGCCAUCAAAGGAAGAAUCACAAGAGCGUGUGCUCAUCUGUACCAAAGACGAUUUAGUUCUGCAGACCAUUGAAAUUAGUACCGAAUCUAGUGAAGAACCUAAAGAUGUUCCCUCGACGAAUCUCGAUUCUGGAACGAUUGUUAGUGCCGAACAAGAGUCAUCAAACCCAGAGAUUGGUCCAUCAAAUGAAGAUAAUCAGAUCGCUUCAACUGCCAUUUCGGAGAGUCCGAACGAUUCCAACCCUCCCCCAGAAAACGAUUUCCGUGUUACUGAAGAUGUCAGUGUUCCCAAAGAUUUAGGUAGUGCUCCUGUUAUGAAUGCCACUGAGGGGGUUCACCAUUUACAAGCACUUGCUAACAGCAUGUCAAGUAAUGGAGUGAAUAGUAUUGAAGAAAGCCAAGAUUCUCCUAUUUCAAUGCAUCUGAGUGAGAACGCCUCUCAUCACUCAACAACAGGCAACACUUCUUCUCGAAUUGAUCCCACAAUUACGAAAAUUAGUGCCAAAGACACUCUUCAAAUCUCAACCGAGGGCCCAGGUCUCGAGGAAGUGGUUUCGGAGACUCCCGUCACCUUAAUUUCGGGCCCGGACGAAUCGACUACCGAGCCUUCUGAUAUUAGUAUGGCUAUUCAAUGCCAGGAUGAAGUGUUUUCGGAACCUCUUGAAAUGGAAAUGGAUGUCCAGCGUAAUAUUGAAAUAGGUAUUGAGGACCUAGAGACGGACCUGGGAAUUCAGUGCAAUGAGGAAGUGGUGGGUAACGAAACCCCCAGAACAGGAAUCGAGACGCCGAUGGAAACACCCGCACUUUUCCCAGGAAGUUCCGAAAUCAUUGGCGAAGCUCAAUUUGAUCCAGAGUGUGUACCGGAAAUGCCAGCCCCCGACCUGUCGAAUCCUCCAGAACAUGUGUCAGAGAGACGAUCAGAAGCUCCAGCCUUUGGGGAUGAGCCCUCGAUAUCUGACGAAACAUCCGAGAUGAGGGGAAAUGUCAAAUCUAGCUCAAUACUUGAACCCGUGACAUGUGCAACAGGUUCCGUACCGGGCGUUCUUCCACAAACGCAAGUGUCAAAUACACCUGAUGAGCCAGAAUCCGUAAAACAUCUGUCAGGUCCUACAAAUUCAAAGCGAAAGCGUGGCAGACCGAGAACUCGACCCGUCGACAUGAAGGCAAAAAUCUCACGAGUGAAUAGUGGUAGCAAAAGAGGUCGAAAACCAUCCAAGGGGCCUCUGAGAUCUCUGCAAGAAGCGCUCGGUGGUGAAGACCAUGAAGAAACCAGCUCUUGUGACAACGACCAAGAUUUGGCCCCUUUAGUGAUCUGCAAGAACGAGGUGAACUCCAUCGACAAUUGUCCAAAGUGUGGAACCAAAUUCGACCCAAUCUUGGGGCGUUACUCCAUGAACAUUAUGACCUUCGAGAUCUCAAUCAAAUGUCUGACCUGCGACCGCUAUGUGACCAUUCGAAAUGCGUUUGACGUCAAAGAGCGAUCCCUCAUUCGUUAA
Messenger RNA from Tigriopus californicus, 5078 nucleotides. Its product is annotated as mucin-17-like. Lineage: Eukaryota; Metazoa; Arthropoda; Copepoda; Harpacticoida; Harpacticidae. The record is from RefSeq and is a predicted model, not a curated record. The transcript is spliced from 3 exons. The coding region runs from base 270 to 5078 and encodes 1602 amino acids.